Molecule: messenger RNA, 678 nt
Organism: Lobosporangium transversale
Lineage: Eukaryota; Fungi; Mortierellomycota; Mortierellomycetes; Mortierellales; Mortierellaceae
Exons: 1
Coding region: 33-632 (199 amino acids)
Source: RefSeq, a predicted model, not a curated record
UUUUUUAUUCUCUCCCCUUUUCCUUUGAUAAAAUGCCUACUAUUCGCACUCGAAACCAACGCUUGACAGAUGCAAUUGAGCAAAGAUUCUUGAGGGCUGUGGAGGAAGUAAGGCGGCACGUCGAGAAUGGAGACGACGCUGACUUAUUCCAACUGGAAACUUAUGCCAACGUCCUGUCUUUUAUGUACAGGAACAGAUAUCUGCGUCCUCGCUGUCGAAAACCAUAUUCGAUAGAAUUACGAGACAGAGUCCUCGAUGCAUACAACGCAGAGGACUAUUCUGGUAUCAUACGUUUGACGCCGGAACAAUUCCAAGAGCUGGCCGAGAUCCUUGGCAGGGAUCCUCUGUUUCGGCUCCGAAAAACCGGCGAUCCUUUAGCCAAUAUCAAGAUCCAGCUAAAGGUUACCCUAUUUCGCCUUGGAACAAAAGGGAUAUCGAUCAAGAAGGUUGCUUGGAUUUUUGGUUGCAGUGUCGGCACUGUUCACUCUUACACCUGGAGGUGUAUCAAAGCCAUUAAUAAUCUCGUAGAACAGUUCGUGGUGUGGCCUGACAGAGAGGAAAAACUUGAGAUUUUGAAAUGGUUUAAAGAAAACAAAGGCUUCCCACAUAUGCUUGUGCAAAAGUCAAGGUAGUGUUCUAGGGGGAUCUAAGGGUGCAAUAAAGGUAUCUUUAUUCAGG